AUGGAGCGCGACAAGCGAGCACGCGUGUACGGCGGCGACCGCGGCGACUACACGGACCCGCACCCGCGCUACCGCUACCAGUUCCACGUGACCGACCCGCGCACCGGCGACUCCAAGUCGAUGCACGAGCGGCGGGACGGCGGCGGCGUGGUUGGCGAGUACCGCGUGCUGGAGCCGAACGGCCUGGAGCGCAUCGUGACGUACACGGCCGACGACCGGCACGGCUUCCGGGCACGGGUGCGCUGGGUGCCGGCCGGCGCUCGCGCCGCCGGUCCGGCCGUCUCGCACCAGGAGGUGACGCAGUUCCACUCGGACCCGGUGCCGGCGCCGGCCGAGAAGCUGUUCGCCGUGACCGACAUGUUGACCUCGCUCGAGGCACAUGUGAAGCAGCUGAACACGGCCAAGGUCGGUGUCGACUCGUUGGAGGUGCGCCUGCAGACGCUGGAGGGCGCGGUUGGCUCGGGCCUGAGCUCGCUGCGCGCCAGCCGGUAG
Pollicipes pollicipes is the source of this 492-nucleotide messenger RNA. Its product is annotated as larval cuticle protein A2B-like. Lineage: Eukaryota; Metazoa; Arthropoda; Thecostraca; Pollicipedomorpha; Pollicipedidae. Gene Ontology annotation, cellular component: extracellular matrix. The transcript is spliced from 4 exons. The coding region runs from base 1 to 492 and encodes 163 amino acids. The record is from RefSeq and is a predicted model, not a curated record.